AUGUACUCCCCCGACCAGUUCAUGAACCCGGGACCUGCCCCCCGCCCUCCCGCCGAACGGCCAAAGCUCAACUUGCCCACCAACCCGACCGUAGCCACCUCAUUCAGCCAAAUGAGUCUCAACUCCCCCAGCACUCCCGGUCCCGCCAAUUUAUCCUUAUUUCCAAACACUAGCACACCCACUCUCACGCGUACCAAGACUGAACAAUCCGGCCAAGGAGGCGUUGCCGUGAUCAAAGAAGGCUAUGUUCGUUGCAAGGAGGACAAGUUUCUGGCAACAUGGAACCAGCGGUAUCUGAUCCUGCGCGAGUUUCGUCUCGAUUUCUUGAAGAAUGAGACAGGCAAGGUGGUUCUAUCCAUCCCGCUAGCCGCGGUCACUGGAGUCUCGCGCUCGGAGGAUACACGCAUGGCCUUCGAGAUUCUGCGGCUCGCCAAUCCCAAAGAUGCGAAUUCAAAGGCGGCCUUAAUCACCCGCGAUGUGCCCACUAAGAGCAUUACCUGCGAAGUCAAAAGCGACGACGAGAUUUACGAUUGGAUUGACAAGAUAUAUGAACGCUGUCCCGGGAUGGGUGGUGUGAGCAACCCAACCAACUUCAGUCAUCGUGUUCAUGUCGGCUUCGAUCCGCGCACAGGCGCUUUCGUGGGACUGCCUCCGGAGUGGGAAAAGCUAUUGACUGCGUCUGCCAUCACCAAGGAAGAUUAUAAGAACAACCCCCAGGCUGUCAUCGAGGUUCUCGAGUUCUACUCCGACAUUAAGAUGCGCGAGCAGAAUCCGCAGUAUUACGCCGGCUUGGCCUCUCCCCCGACUCAGCAGGCUAAACCAUAUAGCAACACCUCCGUGGGCAAUUCCAUCGCGCCGCCUCGCCCACCACCGCCCGCUCCCGCGCAACGGUUGGAUACCAGCCAGUCGUACUCCAACCGUUCGCCAGCCUCGUCGCCCGCGCAAUCUGAUCGCGCUGCGGAGCAGCAGCAGCAGCAGCAAUUGGAGCGGAUGAACGAGCUUGCGGACCAGGAGCGGCGGCGCGUAGAGGAAGAGGCUCGUCGGGCGCGUCAGCGAGAAGAGGAGCAGAGUAGAUACGAGCAGGAUGCUUAUAAUGCCUCCUUGCCCAAGACUCGCGUACCCCUGGCGAAGCAGGAAUUGGGAGGGUAUGGAUCAUCGGAUGAUCGUUACAAGCCCAGCCGCCCCGCCCCGCAAGCUCCAGGCUCUUCUCGUCCCGACCAGGCGCGCCAAUUGACUGCUCAGCGCCCAGCACCCUCCGCGCCUACGGCCGGGCAGCGACCCGGGGAUUAUGCCAAUGGCCGGACCGAGCAGGCUUCGCCUAGCUCAAGAUACCCGCCCCAGACCCAAGCUACGCGAGCCCCCAACAACGGCACCAAGACGCAGCAGGCUCAAGGGCCGCCCCCCAGCAAGCUUCCAGCGCCGGUGCAGCCGGUGAAGCCAUUGAAUAUUGCGAACAAACAGGCUAUUGGCAAAACCAACGUGCCAGAUGGAGUUCGUCAAGCUGAAGCGGCUUUGACGAAGAAGGCAGAACCCCGGCAGAGGGAGGUACGCAUGUCGGCUAUGAGUGAAAACGAGGUCAUGGAUCGCUUGCGAUCCGUUGUUUCGAAGGAUAAUCCCAAUGAGUCCUACAGUAAGCAGCGGAAAAUUGGACAAGGUGCCUCUGGCUCUGUGUAUGUGGCUCGGGUCAAGGAGCACGCUACGUCUCCAGUUGCACGUGAGCUGUACCGUCAAUAUGGCCCGCGAACCCAAGUAGCCAUCAAGCAGAUGGAUCUGCGCAGCCAGCCACGCAAGGAGCUCAUUGUCAACGAGAUCAUUGUCAUGAAGGACAGCCAACAUUCCAACAUUGUCAACUUCCUUGAUUCGUUCUUGCAAGAGCAGAGCAACGAGCUGUGGGUAGUUAUGGAAUUCAUGGAGGGAGGUGCUUUGACGGAUGUAAUCGAUAACAACCAGGUGAUCCAGGAAGAUCAAAUCGCCACCAUCUGUUUGGAGACCUGUAAAGGGUUGGCUCAUCUACACAGCCAGAACAUUAUUCAUCGUGACAUCAAGAGUGACAACGUGCUCUUGGACCGAGCCGGCCAUGUCAAGAUCACCGACUUCGGAUUCUGCGCCAAGCUCACAGAGUCGAAGAGCAAGCGGGCUACCAUGGUUGGUACCCCGUAUUGGAUGGCCCCUGAAGUUGUUAAACAGAAAGAAUACGGACCUAAGGUCGACUGUUGGUCAUUGGGCAUCAUGGCCAUCGAGAUGAUUGAGUCCGAGCCUCCGUACCUGAAUGAGGAGCCCCUCAAAGCGUUGUAUCUCAUCGCCACCAACGGCACUCCCCGUCUGAAGAAGCCCGAAAAGCUCAGCAAAGAACUUAAAUCCUUCCUCAGCGUUUGCCUCUGCGUGGACGUCCGUAGCCGUGCUACGGCGGAUGAGCUGUUGGCACACGAGUUCCUCAAGAUGGGAUGCAGUCUGGCUAGCCUCGCAGAACUGCUUCGCUGGAAGAAGAACAGCGGACAGUAA
Aspergillus homomorphus CBS 101889 is the source of this 2502-nucleotide messenger RNA. Its product is annotated as serine/threonine protein kinase CLA4. Lineage: Eukaryota; Fungi; Ascomycota; Eurotiomycetes; Eurotiales; Aspergillaceae. The record is from RefSeq and is a predicted model, not a curated record. The transcript is spliced from 3 exons. Bases 1 to 2502 code for a protein of 833 amino acids. Gene Ontology annotation, biological process: protein phosphorylation; intracellular signal transduction; regulation of MAPK cascade. Gene Ontology annotation, cellular component: cytoplasm. Gene Ontology annotation, molecular function: protein serine/threonine kinase activity; ATP binding.